Thyridium curvatum is the source of this 1182-nucleotide messenger RNA. RefSeq lists its product as uncharacterized. Bases 1 to 1182 code for a protein of 393 amino acids. Gene Ontology annotation, biological process: lipid metabolic process. The record is from RefSeq and is a predicted model, not a curated record. The transcript has 4 exons. NCBI's taxonomy places the organism in Eukaryota, Fungi, Ascomycota, Sordariomycetes, Thyridiales, Thyridiaceae. Gene Ontology annotation, molecular function: oxidoreductase activity.
AUGUCCCAGACCACCAUGACCGUCACGGCUCGAAAGCCCGAGAAGAAGAAUGCGGAGGCCUCUUUUCCAGAUGUGAACACCAUCCGGAAUGCCAUUCCAGCGCAUUGCUUCAAGCCGUCCACGCUACGGUCAUUGUCUUACGUGGCUCGGGAUAUCACCCUCGCGGUCGCUUUGGGCUGGCUGGCUCUGACCUACAUCCCCCAGCUUCCCACUACGCUGUAUCGCACAAUCGCGUGGAUCGUCUACGGUUUCUGCCAGGGCUGCGUUGGUACUGGUAUCUGGAUCCUCGCGCAUGAGGCUGGUCACGGUGCCUUCUCAGCGCACCAGACCUUGAAUGAUGUGGUUGGCUGGACUCUGCAUUCAGCACUGCUUGUCCCGUACUUCUCGUGGAAGUUCUCCCACCACCGCCAUCAUCGCUUCACCGGCAACAUGGAGAAGGACAUGGCAUUCGUGCCAGCGACCCGCCCGAAUACCCCAAAGAGGGGCUUCAGCACGCUCUAUCUGGACCCUGAGUGGCUUGAGGAUUUCGAGGAUGCUCCGGUGAUCCAACUGCUACGUUUGCUAGUGCACCAGCUCGGUGGAUGGCCGGCAUACCUCUUGUUCAAUGUCUCGGCUGGUUCAGACAGCCGCCAGUGGGAGGGAUCAAGCUGGUUCCGCAACAGCCACUUUGACCCUUACAGCGCAGUAUUCCGACCCAACGAAGCCGGCUACAUCGUGCUCUCAGAUAUCGGCCUGGCAAUCACGGCUGCAUGUCUUUAUAUGGCGUCUACCGUACUUGGCGGAAGCACCGUCUUCCUACUGUACGGUGUUCCAUACCUUUGGGUUCAUCAUUGGCUUGUCGCUAUCACGUACCUGCAUCACACUCAUCCAGAACUGCCUCAUUACGAAGCUGAGUCCUGGACUUUCGUCAAGGGUGCUCUGGCCACGGUUGACCGUGAUUUCGGAUUCAUUGGGCGUCACAUGUUCCACGGCAUCAUCGAGACCCAUGUCGUUCAUCACCUUUUCCCGCGCAUUCCAUUCUACUAUGCUGAUGAGGCAACUGAGGCUGUGAAGCCUCUGCUUGGCGACCUUUACCACCGCGAUGAUCGAUCCUUCAUGAGCCAGUUGUGGACCACGUUCAACGAGUGCAAGUUUGUCGAAAAGAACCCCAAGGUGCCUGGCGCAUUGAAGUGGGCGGAUUAA